Messenger RNA from Papilio machaon (common yellow swallowtail), 1446 nucleotides. It is a transcript of the gene Tdh, whose product is annotated as L-threonine 3-dehydrogenase, mitochondrial. The transcript has 4 exons. Gene Ontology annotation, molecular function: L-threonine 3-dehydrogenase activity. Lineage: Eukaryota; Metazoa; Arthropoda; Insecta; Lepidoptera; Papilionidae. Gene Ontology annotation, biological process: L-threonine catabolic process. Bases 131 to 1162 code for a protein of 343 amino acids. The record is from RefSeq and is a predicted model, not a curated record.
UAUAGAACCAGUUUGAAGAUCUAAUACUAAAGAACUUACAUUUACGUUCACAGCCAGUCACACCUUACCUUUUGCCUAACGCACUCCCUUAUCGCGUUCUCACGAUCUGUUCUAACAAGAAUAUUUUAAAAUGUCUCUAUUAAAGAAAACAUUUCAGGGUGCAAUUAAAAUAAGUAUACGUAGUUAUAGUGCAAAUACUGGUUUAAAUAAACCACCAAAAAUACUAAUUACCGGUGGCCUGGGACAACUUGGUGUUGAAUGUGCCAAACAUCUGCGAGGAAAAUACGGCAAAGACAAUGUGAUCUUAUCAGAUAUAAUAAAACCUUCAACAGAAAUAUUUAACGACGGUCCGUACAUAUUCGCGGAUAUUUUGGAUUUCAAAGGUUUACAGAAAAUAGUCGUUGACCAUAGAGUUGACUGGUUGAUACAUUUUUCUGCUUUACUUAGUGCGAUUGGUGAACAAAACGUACCUCUAGCUGUUCGUGUAAAUAUAGAAGGGAUGCAUAAUGUUAUAGAGCUUGCUAAACAGUAUAACCUGAGGAUAUUCGUGCCAAGUACAAUAGGCGCCUUCGGACCAGAUUCGCCUAGGAACCCUACACCUAAUAUUACAGUGCAACGACCUCGGACUAUCUAUGGUGUGUCAAAGGUGCAUGCGGAAUUAUUGGGCGAAUAUUAUCAUUAUAAGUUCGGAUUAGAUUUUCGCUGUUUAAGAUUCCCCGGAGUAAUUUCCAGUGAUCCACCCGGUGGAGGAACUACAGAUUACGCGAUUGCUAUAUUUCACGACGUGCUUCGCAAAGGUCAUUACGAAUGUUAUUUGAAACCUGACACAAGACUGCCCAUGAUGCAUGUCAAAGACGCGCUCCGAGCGCUCUCAGAAUAUUUAGAAGCGCCUAAUGAAAUGCUGCAAAGGCGAGUGUACAAUGUAACGUCUAUGAGUUUCACCCCAGAGGAGUUGGCUGACGAGAUGUUCAAAUAUUUGCCCGAUUUUACGCUUUCAUACAAACCAGACAGUAGGCAGGAUAUUGCGGAUUCUUGGCCACAAGUAUUUGACGAUAGCGAGGCUCGACGUGACUGGAACUGGAAGCCAGAAAUAGACAUGGACAAUCUGGUGAAACUAAUGCUAAAGGAAGUCAAAGAGAAAAUUAUCGCCAAUGGAUUUUGAGGAACUAUAAAAAAACUCCCCAAAUGAACGAUAUCUUGAUAUCGUUUUCAGAGAGAGAAGUAGGAAUGAAUUUUGUAUAGGUUUUUUUGUCUUCAUAAGUUAAUUGUUAACGUUUUAUUGUUAUCACAGCAUGGAAAUUCAUGACAAUAUGCGAAAUUUGGAUUUAAACCUACUAUGACGUCUCUAGAUCGAUAGAAAAACAUCGGAUGAAGUUUAGGUUGUAUAAUACAACUUAAAAUCAAUAUUUAUAAAGUUAACAUUAAUGUACGAGUAUCUAUGUUAUU